Messenger RNA from Paramecium sonneborni, 330 nucleotides. NCBI's taxonomy places the organism in Eukaryota, Ciliophora, Oligohymenophorea, Peniculida, Parameciidae. The record is from the annotation of a GenBank genome assembly.
AUGAAAUCCUAAAAUGCAAAAAGAACAAUUUUAAUGCGAGAUAUUAAAUUUAUUUUAUAUUUAAUAUUUAAGUUCCUCUCCAAGCCUAAUCAGAACAUUACUACCAUCUUUACUUAAUAUUAAUAAUCUUAAAUUAAUAAACCAUUUAUUUUCAACAAUUAGGCAAUCAAUAAUAUUAUAAUGAUUGGUAUUAUUAGGAAAAAAAAAUAAUAGCUUUAAGUUGAUCAGCCACUCUAAUAAAUAUAAAAAGACCAACAGUCUGAAGAGAUGAUUAAGUUGAAGAAUUUAGAAUUCCUUUUACGACUUUAAAAUACGUCCAUCCCAUUAUGA